Molecule: messenger RNA, 3647 nt
Organism: Ostrinia furnacalis (Asian corn borer)
Lineage: Eukaryota; Metazoa; Arthropoda; Insecta; Lepidoptera; Crambidae
Product: centrosomal protein of 104 kDa
Exons: 21
Coding region: 201-3488 (1095 amino acids)
Cellular component (GO): cilium
Source: RefSeq, a predicted model, not a curated record
GACUAAUUUACUGCAAAAAGAUUUUCAUUUCGCAUUCCAAUUUCGAAUUUCAUUAUGUUUCGAACGCGUUUUACUUUUUUUAGUUGCGCAUUUUCCGUAAUGGCGUAAAGAUGUGUUUUGUCGCCGGCCAGUUUUAUAGUGUGUAGUGCGAGAUGGCUGAGGUACUGCGGAUCUUGGUGAAGAGGUGAUGAGAUAUAAAAAUGCCAAAGAGGAUACCAUUCCACGUCGUCUAUGCCACAAGUGAAGACAGCUCGUACCCAGCAUGCGAGCUCAACGCGCAGGGCCCGGCGGCGCGCGGCUGGCGCAGCGUGGGCGCGCCGCCGCACGAGCUGCUGCUGCGGCUGGCCAGUGUCACGCAGGUGCACAAGCUGCAGCUGCUGGCGCACCAUCAGCUCAUCCCGGCGUGCGUGGAAGUCCUGGUGUCUGGCGGGCUCAUCUCCGAAGGCGCGGCGACUCCAUGCGGCGCGACAUACACCAGCGUUGGCCGCGUCACUCUAGCUCGGCCUACUUCUCAAGCCAGGACCAGGGAACUCAGAUCAGCAGCAUUGCCCGAGCCCACAGUAGCGCGUUUUGUAAAACUCAGACUAUCCGGCCCACAUCCACCAGCAACAGACGAUGAUCAGGUAGCACUAAUGGCAGUGAACGUCCUCGGCGAAGAAGUGGAAGAAGCGGAGAAGUCCACGCCAACAUCGGCUAAGGCCGAGCCAAGUUACUCUCCAUACGACGACUUGGCCUUCGUGAUGUAUGUCGACACGGAGAUAGCGGACUUGGUCAGGACCUUGGAUGAGAAGAAGAAGAACGCUGUUGCUGAGGAGCGGUUCGAAUACGCCCGCCGGCUAAAGUCCGCUGGCUCCGCGCUCGCAGCCGCCGGAAUCCGCAUCGGGCGCUGGAGGCUGCGUAAGCGCACGGCUGCGGCGCGGGAUGACUUCGAGCUGGCGAGACGCAUGAGGGAUAGGAUCGCUGAUGCUUUGGCUGGGGUUAAAGAAGACCCGCAGUUGUGUAGGCUGUUUGAGGAAGAGGGGCCGGAUGCCCGCAACGACUCGUCCAUGCCGCAAGAGUACGACUUCUCCCACCACCUGUCGCCGUCCGUAGUGGCUGGCUCGCUCAGCCUGGACAUCCCCUCGCCGGUGCCACCGCUGGAGGAGCCGGAACAGCAGGAGUACGCGAAUGGGGAUGAGGAGGAAGUCACCAAUAUGCCUAGUUCCCCCGUCCAAACUCUACAAGAAGACAUCCGGCCGAUAUCUCGCGAACCAACCCCACCACCACCACCACCGCAGGAAGACAAAGUUGACAAAGCCCAGAAGAAGAUAGAAGAAGAAGUUCACAGGAAGAUAGAAGAAGAACUGAGGAAAGAGACUGAUAGCCCCAGAAGGAGUAUUACGCCAAAUGCUGCCAAUGGUACUUUAGUUAGACGUAGAAAUAAAAGUGCAGGACCUAGGUCUACAUUCGAAGCUUAUGAAGAGAGGCUGCUACCAGCUCUGAGGCACUCGCAUACCAAUGAGUACCUCCGGGAGGCUCGUGAGGAGGAAUGCAGUGGGGGCAGCGCCGCGUCACACCCUAGACAGCUGCAGCCCCAUAAACUGAAUGAGAGGGAGAGGAAGCAAGCUGCUUUGCCGAUACUCAUCUUUGGAUACCCUCUGGUAGAGAAGUUCUACUCCAAGAACUACCUAGACAAAGAAGAAGGCCUAGCGCGCCUUCGGGCGGAACUGACGUCACCAUCCAAUGGAAGCACCAAGACGUCUCCCAACAAGACGGCCCGAGCAGCUGCCCUGCUGCUUCAGAGGACCUUGAGGGAUAAGGUCUUCUCUGUGUACAGUCAGGCCAAUGAGGUGGUCAGGGUGCUGUUCCAAGACUUCGUUCCUGACAGGAGCCUCCACAUCAUCCCGCAACAACUGGUCCGUCCGGUGGCCGCGUCCAUGCACCCUCGCCUGGCGCUCUCCCGGCUACAAAUGCUGGAACAACUGCUGCUCAGCCACGGGAUAUCCACUGACAAGAACAGCGGCCUCACAGUCCGCCGCCUAGCCGAAUGCGGCGCAGCAGGCGCACAGCACGCAGCAGGCGCAGUGCGCGCGGCAGCGGAGCGCGUGCUCCUAGCAGCAUACGCGCGUUCCCCGCGCGUGGUGCGCGCGCAACUCCCGCCUGACGACGCCGUCACACGUAGAAACCUCAUCUACCGGCAUCUGUUCCAGCAGUUCGAUAGAAUUGACAUGCAGAAAAUGCUCAACCAGGCUCCGACAGAAGAACAGCUGUUGAACGGAGACCAGUCGAUAGCGGAUUCAUCUCUGGAAACCGCCAGCGUCACUCAGUCCACCCGCAGUGGCACCACCAGCGGUAUGACCGCGUCUUUCGGGAUGUCUUCUUCAGUCGGCGCCACUUCUUCUUACAGCUUGAAGUCUAUGGCGUCUUCUGGAGGAACUCUAGCACCUUCAAGCCUCAGCGGAAGCUACACAACAUCCAGAACGAAAAGCAGCCUCAAGAAAUCCCCUACAAAGCGGUACACCCCUUCAAGAACUGCGAAAGACUUCUCCAACUACCCUGGGUACAACAAACUAAGGCUGGACAGCGCCGUCAGUCCGAAGCACUCGCCGCGGUCUACAGUCAGCGCUUCUGAGAAGGUGCACUUUCAAGAGGGUCAAACCUCCGAGGUGGUCCUCCGACGCGCCAGCCGCAACGCGGAGAACCGGCACUCCAUGAUCCACUACGACCACGAGCCCUCCAAGCCACAGCUCAAGGAACGCCCCGUCACGGUCUACGAGCCACUGCACAUAGAUUACAGGGACUCUCCUACGUUAGGGUCCCCAAAAACCUCCAAAAACGACGUCCGCAGCAUGGAUUCUCUCCCAAUGGACUCUCCCCAGAUGUCCAGAAACGAUCUGCGUUGCGACUCUGACUGUCGGAGUCUGGACUCGCCCAAGGUCAAAGCAGAGUACUUCAGGGAAAGCGUUCUGGAAUCCCCGAAGCUGGUGGCUGGGUUACGGAAUCUACACCUGGAUGACCACAGCCAGAUGGAUGAGAGCGGGUAUUAUAGUCCUGGUAGGCGACAGCAAAUGGUGAGCAGCGAUCAUCAGUACGAAGGCUACGACGGAGGCCCGGUGGAUGUGCCCAGCGACAAUACCCCAGAACCGAUUUGCCAUACAACGUGCACGUGGUGCGGGCGGCGCGUGCGCGCGGAUGCCUUAGAGGCACACUACUGGCGGCGCUGCGUGCUGUUAGCACGCUGCCCGCGCUGCCGCGUGGCCUUAGAGGCCAGGGUGCUGCACCAACACUUGCUGGAGGAAUGCACAAUGAGUGAGGGUAGUUGGAAGGCGUGUACUAAAUGCGGCGCCGCGCUCAGCACUGAAGACAGCGACUAUCAUAUCAACUGCAUACCGCUGGGCCUGGACGAGUGGAAGUGUCCGUACUGCUUGAGCAACGUGUUGGCUCGCGACCUGCCCUGGCAGCGACACCUCAUGCAGUGUCCACGGAACCCUCGGCUGGGGCACUCGUAGGCACCCGGGUUCCGUCAAGGAAGUACUAAGGCUGAUUCUGCUGGGUAUGGGACUAUUCCGACUCGUUCCCACCUCUGCAACUCCUGUGUAGCCAGGAUCAACAGCUUGACCGCUAAUAAAAACCCAACCAGUGAAGGUCAAGUUUGUCCCGGGAGAAAG